Molecule: messenger RNA, 855 nt
Organism: Hylaeus anthracinus
Lineage: Eukaryota; Metazoa; Arthropoda; Insecta; Hymenoptera; Colletidae
Gene: ave
Product: protein aveugle
Exons: 3
Coding region: 324-653 (109 amino acids)
Biological process (GO): cell surface receptor protein tyrosine kinase signaling pathway
Cellular component (GO): cytoplasmic side of plasma membrane
Molecular function (GO): protein binding
Source: RefSeq, a predicted model, not a curated record
GGUGGAUGCACUGCAUAGUAAUAAAAUGGUGUAGUUACAUGAUGAUCAUACAGAAAAGAAUAACAAUAAUUGUAAUUUUCUAAGAUUCAUUUAAAUGUUUUUUAAUUUUACGUUCUGGUAUAAUACAGUGGCAUAAUUCCAAACGGUGUCUAUAUCUUAUAUCAUUUCUUAGAAGUACGUCUUUGGAAGAAAAUGACAUCACACUGUACUUACUGACAAUAUCUUAAAAUUGUCCCUUCUGGCUUUAUUUUUUUCAAUAAUGUUUAUAUUUCUUACAAUCAAGUUCUGAUUGUUAUAACUUUAUAUUUUGUGUUUUAAAUAAAAUGGUGGAAGAAGUAGUUAACUCUACUAAUAAGUUAAAGAAUAAAACUACUCGACCACGACCAGUUUAUCUGUGGAAUGUGUUAGAUGUACAAAAAUGGUUAAGGAGGCACUGUAGUGAUUAUUACCAAUUGUAUCAUGAAAAAUUUUUAUAUCAUGAUAUCACAGGAAGAGUAUUGUUAAGAAUAAAUGAAAAUAUUUUACUGAGACUUGGAAUUGAUAAUGAGCAACACAGAAUGGAUAUUUGGAGAGAGAUAAUGAAAUUGCAUCUUAAGACUGAUAUGUUAGAAAUCAAAGAUAUUGAACGACGUAAUAAUAUGAAUUUUGAUUAAAGUAAUUGUUUUGAUAAACUAAAUGAAGUCAAUAAUGUGGAUAAAACAGCUUUAUUUUUCAUAUUAUCUUACAUUAUGUGAUAUUUUACACCUUAUAGUGAUAGUAUGAUUCUGCUUCCUAUAUUUAGAAAAUUAUAACAAUUGUAUAAAUGAGUUCUGUACCUUAAUACAUAAGUAUAAUAAAGUAUAUUUUGUAUCUCAA